CCCCUAGCAACGCGCCGGCUCCAUGGAGACGACGAGUCCGUCCGCGUGAAGGAAUGCGAGGCUUCUCGGGUCAGCACGCGCGCAGGGGGUCUCAUUGAACGUGACACUGGUGACUUUUAUGGGCUGAUUCCGCGUCGUGUCUUCGAGGAGAGAAUGGGCUGCGGCGGCUCCACGGACAACGCGGUCAAAGCGCUGACACGCGAGGAGGCGACCGGAGACGAGGAUGGCGGCGGAAGUAAACUUCGCAGCUGUGGGGACUCGGCCGUGUCCAAAGGCACCACCGACAGCGGGGUGGUGAUGGAGACGGAGCUCCCCGCGCUCCCCGGAGCGGUGCCCGGCAGGCUCCCCCCUCUGACGUCGGACUGGAUGACCGAAACCUCCCCGCGACGCCCGCAGCAGGACCGCGCAGCACCGGAGCGUCCCAAGUCCAGUGAGAUCCUGGAGGAGCUUCUGAAUCAGGGCAUCAUCCCAAUAGGACAGAGCAGAGGGGGGAGCGGAGGGGCUGGAGAGGCCUACAGCAUAAUGCUAAAUGACACAGAGGUGAGGAGGCGGCCUCCUGCCAGACUGGAGUCCCUGAAAGCCAAGAAGGAGCACGCCGUCACCAGCAUUGAAGACAUAGAGGAGAAGAUACGACUGGCUGAAGAGAGGCGCAAGCAACGGGAGGAUCAGCUCAAGCUGCGGCUGCGGGCCAAGUCGGCGCACGUGCGCGUCCGCGGCCCCGUCGCCGCGACGGAGGGAGACGGUGACGCGUGCGUCAGCCUCGUGGAGCCGCCGGAAGCAGCGCUCGGCCCUGACCCGCUGCGGGACAACCACGGGGCGGGGGGAGACGGCAGCGAGGAGGGGGAGGAGGAAGACGCCGCGGGCACUCGGGUGGAGGAGUUCCUCGUGGUCCAGGCGGAAGUGGAGAGCGACUCCAGCUUUCAGCACGCAGACAAACCUGGCCUGUUCUAGUUAAUGAUAACAUUAAAGAGCCAUGAGUGACUGCGCUGCAAAGAGGAGGAGGGAGAGAGCCAAAGUAAUUCCUUCUGCACAGAGGAGGGACCCCUUGUUAAUGUUAAUAUAUACAUUUGUGACUGUCUUACAGUUAAGGACGAGGCUAUAGACAUUCGACUGCAGGGAGUUCUGCCCAUUGUAACUCAGUAACAGGCACUGAAAUGUAAUUUUCCUCCCAGUGCAGAUAUGAUUUACCUCAGUUUUUGCUUUAAUAGGUUAAACCAAGAUUAAAUGUUUUUGCCAAUGCACCAAAUUGAUUUUUGUUUUCCCCUUUCUCUAUGAAUAAUGUGAAUGUUAGGGGCGUUCAUGGGGCAGUUGUCCUGUUAUACUUAAGAUGGCGCUGUUACAAUGUAUCUGGAUACAAGCUAUAUGGAAAAUUGCAAUAUGCCAGCAAGUGCCUUGUUCAGACAUGUGUAAGCUGGAGAGCGUCUAAAUAAAGUUGCUUAUGUAUAA
This is a messenger RNA of Betta splendens (Siamese fighting fish), 1446 nucleotides long. It is a transcript of the gene stmnd1, whose product is annotated as stathmin domain containing 1. Gene Ontology annotation, molecular function: tubulin binding. Gene Ontology annotation, cellular component: neuron projection; cytoplasm. NCBI's taxonomy places the organism in Eukaryota, Metazoa, Chordata, Actinopteri, Anabantiformes, Osphronemidae. The transcript has 5 exons. The coding region runs from base 154 to 951 and encodes 265 amino acids. The record is from RefSeq and is a predicted model, not a curated record. Gene Ontology annotation, biological process: microtubule depolymerization; neuron projection development; regulation of microtubule polymerization or depolymerization.